Solanum pennellii is the source of this 958-nucleotide messenger RNA. RefSeq names its product transmembrane protein 205. NCBI's taxonomy places the organism in Eukaryota, Viridiplantae, Streptophyta, Magnoliopsida, Solanales, Solanaceae. Bases 164 to 805 code for a protein of 213 amino acids. The record is from RefSeq and is a predicted model, not a curated record. The transcript has 3 exons.
AACCACAUAGUUGGAGGAACUGGAAAUAGCAGUUUCGAAGAUUCUCGAAGUGUGGUAGAAGUAGGUAAAACCAAAGGCAAGAUCCAUUUCUGACCUGAAACCCACUUCCUUCUUCGUCUUCUCAUCAUAUAGCGAAAACAAUUUCGAUCAAAGAAGAGCAAUCAUGGGUUGGAUGACACGGUUCUUAUCUGCUGUAGCUUUCUUGGCAAUUGGAGUACUUUUUUCUCCAGAAACUUUUGGUUCAAAAUCAGAUGGUCAACAUCCUCCAAAGCUCGCAACUUUUCUGAAAUUAGCUCAUCUCCUCUGCUUUUCCACUGCUUUUGGUGCUGCUCUAUGGGUCACUUUCAUCGGUGGUAUCAUCAUGUUCAAGAAUUUGCCAAGGCAUCAGUUUGGGAAUCUGCAAAGUAAAAUGUUUCCUGCAUACUUUUCCAUGGUGGGGGUAUGUUGUGCUGUGUCUGUGGGUUCUUUUGGGUACUUGCAUCCAUGGAAGACUGCCUCCGCUUCUGAGAAGUACCAACUUGGGUUCAUUCUUGCUGCAUUUGCUUUCAACCUCAGCAAUCUCUUUGUCUUUACUCCUAUGACCAUUCAGAUGAUGAAGGAAAGGCAUAAGAUAGAGAGGGAGGCGAACAUCGGGGAGGAAGUUGGAUGGACGAAGAACCAAGAAGUCGCAAAGGUUAAUCCAAAGCUUUCAGCAAUGAACAAGAAAUUCGGGAUGAUUCAUGGCCUAUCUUCCCUUGCUAACAUCUUCUCCUUCGGUUGCCUCGCUAUGCAUUCCUGGUACCUGGCUGGAAAAUUGGACCUCUAAAUUGUUUAGAGAUUCUAAAUUGCUCUAUAAAUUGUAUUAAUCCUUCUGCUACUUUCUAGUUUGGCAUCUAGUUUCUACCAUGGCUUGUGUAUUGUGUUAAAAUGUAACUUGACACCACCUAAGUAAGAAUAAAAAUACACACGUUACCAAGUU